CGGGCCGCUUGGCGCAUGCGCAGCGCGGAGUCGUCGGCGGCGGCCGGUUACAGUGGGGGGAAUUGGAGUCCGGGGAAGCGGACGGGGGAGACGGAGGAGAAGCUCAAGAUGUGUUACAUUGAACCUUGUAUUUCAAGAGCACUGCCAAUUGCCUCUAUAUAGCCCAGGACUCAACUUUAUUUUUUCCAAUUUAGGUUUUGAAAGUGCCAAGUAACCAGUCACCAUGGUGCAGAAAUACCAGUCACCCGUCCGGGUGUAUAAAUACAGCUUUGAAAUGAUUAUGGCUGCCUAUGAGCGUCGUUUCCCCACGUGUCAUCUCAUCCCCAUGUUUGUGGGCAGUGAUAUUAUGAAUGAGUUCCUCAGCGAGGAUGGAGCUGUGAGUGUAGUGGAGAGACGGUGCAAACUGGAUGUAGAUGCUCCCCGGCUGCUUAAAAAGAUCGCAGGCGUAGACUAUGUCUACUUCAUCCAGAAAAAUUCCAUGAACAGGCGAGAACGGACUCUGCAAAUAGAAGCUCAUAAUGAAACUUUUGCCAGUCGUAUUGUGGUCCAUGAGUAUUGCUGUUACACUGUACACCCCGAUAAUGAAGAAUGGACAUGCUUUGAGCAAUCGGCAAGCUUAGACAUCAAGUCGUUCUUUGGAUUUGAAAGCACAGUGGAAAAGAUUGCCAUGAAGCAGUAUACCAGCAAUAUAAAGAAGGGUAAGGAAAUAAUUGAGUAUUACUUGAAGCAAAUGGAGGAGGAGGGCAUAACAUGCAUGCCUCGAUGGACUCCUGCCACCAAGCAGCAGGAGUGUCUAACCUCUACCUCUACCUCAAGCCAUUCCACGUCUCCUGCUCUGAACAUACCAAUUGUGAAUUCUACUGAUGGGCACAAUAGCAGGGAUUGUCACCCCGCUUCAUCCAGUCCUCCUGAGCCUCUCAGCAGCACUCCUGACGACAAGCUGGAAGCAGAUUAUAUUAAACGUUACCUGGGAGACCUCACACCUUUGCAGGAGAGCUGCCUUAUCCGCCUGCGACAAUGGCUGCAGGAAACCCACAAAGGAAAAAUCCCCAAAGAUGAACACAUCCUGAGAUUCUUGCGUGCCCGAGACUUUAACAUUGACAAAGCCAGGGAAAUCCUUUGUCAGUCUCUCACCUGGCGUAAGCAGCACCAAGUUGACUACCUGCUGAGCACCUGGAACCCCCCACAAGUUCUGCAGGAUUUUUAUGCUGGAGGCUGGCACCAUCACGACAAAGAUGGCCGACCUCUAUAUAUGCUUAGGCUUGGACAGAUGGACACUAAAGGACUGGUCAGAGCUCUAGGUGAAGAGUCUCUCCUGAGGCAUGUGCUCUCCAUUAAUGAGGAAGGACUAAGACGCUGUGAAGAAAAUACCAAAAUAUUUGGACGACCGAUCAGCUCCUGGACCUGCCUUGUGGAUUUGGAAGGACUCAAUAUGAGGCAUUUGUGGAGGCCAGGGGUCAAGGCUUUAUUGCGUAUUAUUGAAGUGGUGGAAGCGAACUAUCCAGAGACUUUGGGGCGGCUGUUGAUCUUGCGGGCUCCCAGAGUAUUUCCUGUUCUGUGGACAUUGGUCAGUCCUUUUAUUGAUGAGAACACAAGGAAAAAGUUCCUUAUCUAUGCUGGUAAUGACUAUCAAGGCCCAGGAGGACUUGUGGAUUACAUUGACAAAGAAGUGAUUCCAGAUUUCCUUGGUGGGGAGUGCCUGUGCGAGGUUCCAGAGGGUGGGAUGGUUCCCAAAGCUCUGUACCGGACUCCAGAGGAACUGGAAAGUGAGGAUAUCAAACUGUGGACUGAGACCAUCUACCAGUCAGCCAGCGUGUUUAAGGGUGCCCCACAUGAGAUAUUCAUCCAAAUAGUGGAUGCCUCUUCUGUUAUCACUUGGGACUUUGACGUUUGUAAAGGGGACAUUGUUUUUAACAUUUACCACUCAAAGAGGUCGCCCCAAGUGCCCAAACGAGAAACUCUUGGAGCUCACGGCAUUACAUCUCCUGUGUGCAACAAUGUGCAGUUAAUUGACAAGGCUUGGCAGCUGGGCCGAGAUUACAGUAUGGUGGAGUCUCCGCUGACCUGCAAGGAGGGAGAGAGCGUGCAGGGUUCUCACGUGACCCGCUGGCCGGGUUUCUACAUCCUGCAAUGGAAAUUCCACAGCAUGCCAGCUUGUGCCACCAGCAGCCUACCACGUGUGGAUGAUGUUCUUGCAUCGUUACAAGUCUCCUCCCAUAAAUGCAAAGUAAUGUACUACAUGGAGAUCAUUGGCUCUGAGGAUUUCAGGGGUUCCAUGACCAGCCUGGAAUCAAGCCACAGUGGAUUCUCCCAACUCAGUGCUGCCACCACAUCCUCGAGCCAGUCUCAUUCCAGUUCCAUGGUGUCCAGCUUGGAUCCCAGCCGAAGCUCCCUAUCUUUGGACGCGACAGUGCAAGGGAGCUCAAGCCACCUACAGACAUUGCACGCUAUAUUAUAGAUCCAACUUUGUACAGAGAGACCUUCAGAAUUGCAAGUAACACAGGACCUUGACUUCUAUUUCACUGAAUUGGACAACCACAUAAAUGUUUUUAUGUUUUUAGAAGAUAUCUUGUACUAAUUAUUGCAUAUCAGGGGAGGAAAUUGCUAAGUAAAAACUAUUUUCAAACUCCAUAACUUAUCUACAGUGCUGGCAUUUGGUUAGUAAAUCUAUUGUGGAGGCAUGCGAUGCCGAGGCUGGGAGGCGGGCCACUGGGCACCAGACACCCACCCACCUGGCAGCUUAUAGUUUUGGCUAUACGUGCAAGAAAUUGUUACUUUAGCUGUUGGCUAUAGCAACUCAUCUGUCAUUUUUAUGGAGCAGAUGUUAAUACAAUAGCUGAUUGGAUGCUAUAGCCAACAUAUCCCCACCGUAUAAAACGUUUAGGUGUGUGUAAGGAGCAUUACAAGAGCAGGAAACCUAAUUGUAGUGUGGUAGGAUGCAAAUCUGAUACUUCAAAUAACCUCCUGCCUGCUUUGCCAAAGUCUUUGCAUGCACUGAGCUAGUUGCUGAUGUUAACUACAGCCUUGCAGAUAGGACAGGUCUGCACACCUAUAGAGGUUAGAUCUUAGAACGAUAUGCCAUUUGCACCAAAGAGAACAUUUACGCACAUCUAGUAUUUCAUCUUUACAUACAAGUGUAUAUCAUACACUUUACAUACAAGUGUAUAAGUGAUCCCUGUCCAGGUAAAGUUAGUAGUGUACACUGGCUACUAUUUGUAAUGAAAACUUCUACUUUGACAGAGGGGACACAUUUGCACAGGACAAACGAUUGGCAGUAGGGCCCUGGUCCUAAGAGACAUAGAUCUUAUUUGUUAUAAAUGUGUUUUGUAAGUGUGGCAGAACUGAUGGGACAGAAAUGCACAAUUCCAUAUUUUUAUUCCAGAUUAUCACUGCACGUUCAUUAUUUUUAAUUUCUUGGAUUGUCAUUGCGUGGUCUGUUAUUUUGUAUGCAUGUAAAUAUGAAUGAAAAACCCCUUCACCUGUCUUUUCUUUCCACUCCUUUUACAAUUACGAGGCUUCCCUAAUCUUCUAGAAAUAAGGGCUGAUUUCCCAGGUGGCAGGGCUGUGCCUUGUUACUUGGAUACUGUGUAGACCCCCCCCCCCCCCCCCCCCAUCCCCCACUUUUUCAUACCACCAGGCAUUAAGACUGGCAUCUGUGUCAUGGCACACAUUGGUGAUAGCUUCGCAGGCUAGCGUUAGACCUAGCAUUCUUAGGACAUGUCCUGCCUCAGUGCCAGAGGUAGCUCAUCUUAUAGGUCAAAACCUUGCAAAGUUCAUUUGCACCCAUUUUUCUCUGAUAUAUCCCAUUUGUGUGUUUCUCUAUUGCACCAAUAUUCUGCAUUGUCUUAAUCAUAUCAGUUUUGAGUUUAUACUUCUUGCAGGGGAGGGUUUGAAUGUGUGUGAUCAUAGUAUUUUGGAAUGACAUGACCUCAGAAUAUGUUCUAACAGUUAAUUUAACAUACAUGUAUGUAGCUUUUCAAAGCAUUUUUUUUUAAAUGUUAACUAAAAUAAACAUUGCAGUAAAACA
This is a messenger RNA of Rana temporaria (common frog), 4027 nucleotides long. It is a transcript of the gene SEC14L1, whose product is annotated as SEC14 like lipid binding 1. Gene Ontology annotation, biological process: negative regulation of RIG-I signaling pathway. The coding region runs from base 224 to 2458 and encodes 744 amino acids. The transcript has 18 exons. NCBI's taxonomy places the organism in Eukaryota, Metazoa, Chordata, Amphibia, Anura, Ranidae. Gene Ontology annotation, molecular function: RIG-I binding. The record is from RefSeq and is a predicted model, not a curated record. Gene Ontology annotation, cellular component: cytoplasm; cytosol.